UCCAUCCACCUCAUCCGAUGCACCCGUGAAAGGAAGAAGGCCUUAGCUGCGAAGUUGCUUAGCGGAAAACACCAAAUGAACAGUUACAAACUAUUGGACAGGGGAGCAAACUCUCAUGGUCCCCAAGGGCCUCCUGGUACCUGCCCUGCUACAUGUGAGCCUCCUGCCGUUCAACCGACAAUCAUACAGGGUCCUCCUGGAGAACAAGGCCCGCCUGGUGUUUGUUCCUUGGAGCAGUGCAAAGAGGUGGCAAUUGCUGGUCCACCCGGACCGCCAGGUCAGAGGGGUGAAAAAGGUGAUCCAGGUUACUGCGACUUAAAAGACGAGCAAAACCAGCAAACCAUCGUUCACAUGAUUCGAGAAUACUUGUCUCGCCCGGAAGUUCAAGUACAAUUCAAGGAACAACUGGCAGACGCUGAAAAAUGCCAAUGCCCAAGGGAUCAGCCUUUGACCACUCCCACUGAAGUUUCUGCCCCACGCGUGGGUGAAAUCAACGGGUUUGGGGCCAUGGUCUUUGAAAAGGAGAAUGACUUACGCAAGAUAUCGCACACGCUACCAACCGGUGCGAUGGUGUUUGUGAAGGAGCAUGAUAUGUUCUAUCUGAAGACGAACGAAGAAGCGAACAGAUGGCGGAUCCUCAGUAUGCCACCUACGGCCGAGUCAGUCACACUGCCGAUUCCGAAACCGGAGCCCAAGAAGACACAUGUGCCUAGACAUUAUCCCCAACUGGCGGGGAAAACGCUCUAUCUGGUAGCCAGAAACGAACGUCUUCGGGGUGACCUGAGACAAAGCGAUCAUCUCACUGGGGCUCAUUCGGGCUCAAUCUAUGCGUGUCAGCGUUCUGCCACGAAAAUCGGUCUUGGUCGAGCCUUUUAUCCGCUAAUUAGCACUGACGUGUUCAACAUGGACUACGUUGUCCCGCCCAUGUAUCGUUACAACGUGCCACUGGUUAAUGUCAACGGUGAAGUCAUAUUUGACGAUUUCAUGAGUCUCAUUCAAGGACGAGGCGCGCCCAAGGCCAAGAUCCUCACCUUCGACGGACAGGAUGUCAUGGAUGAUCCUGCUGCACCCUGUCUGUGGAUUGGCAGACGCCCAAUCUACUUGAAUGGAGACUAUGAAUAUGCAGCUCAGGCGAAGUGUCGCAACUGGCAGAGCACGCAGCCGACCGAACGAGCUUUAGCUGUGAGUGUGCCAAUGAAGAACGGCGAUGCCGGUCUGCUAGCCAAGGAGAAUUCCUAUCUGGUACCAUGUUCAAGUUAUUGCCGGAUGCUUUGCAUACAACUCGCUCCAACAGAUGCUUGAUCCAUACUGGUCUUCGACAACAACUAAAAGAACAUUCAAGAACCCACGCUUAGUAUUUUUUUGCAAUUAUUUGUCUCUGUUUUUUUUCUACGCACAACACCUGGAACCGGGACGCAACAUAGCAUGUAUUCUCUCGUUCGCCCACAGCGGAAGAAUCAUGUCAAAUCUGCUUGUCUUUGGUUCUUCAUAAACUAUUUCCAGGGUUCUGUUGUUGACCCCACUUGUCAUUAUUAAUUUUUUUGUGGCUUCUCUCGCCAGAAGACCUUUUACAAUGCAUUUUCUGUUCACUCCAUCUCCCUCAACUCAUUUCUCAAGUGCACAACUGUUUUUCUCCGCGCACGUUCAUCUGUGCGCACAGUAAUCAGCUGUAAUCAGCCGUUUGUGAAUCGUUCAAAAUCAUCGUCGAUCUUUGGAUUCUGGAAUUUUGUUCAUUCUGAAUACUGAACCAUUUGGGAAAGAGGUUUGACCCGAAUACCCCACCGACCUUAUUGGACAAACUCUGUGGUCCACCCGGACGAGAAAACCUGAAUCGAUUUGAACACGCCAUUAUUCAGCCUUAUAGCAAUUCUGGAAACCGUAAUACCAGGAAUAAAAC
Molecule: messenger RNA, 1897 nt
Organism: Opisthorchis viverrini
Lineage: Eukaryota; Metazoa; Platyhelminthes; Trematoda; Opisthorchiida; Opisthorchiidae
Exons: 11
Coding region: 76-1302 (408 amino acids)
Source: RefSeq, a predicted model, not a curated record